CCGCCGUGCCGCCGUGCCCAGUGGCGGCGCCAGCCAGGAUGCGGCGGGCGGUACCGCCGCCCCCCUCCCCACUUUCCCUCAAGGAUGAAGGCGGGAGAGGGAAAAGCCUAACGCCCUCCUGGCGUCGCCCGGAUCCCUACCAUGGCGUCGGCUGGGCGCGGCGGGCGGGUGGGCGGCGGAGCGCGGUGCGGCGGCGGCGGCUCCUCUCGGGUGUCUGGGCGCGGCGCGGACUCCGGCGGCAGAAAGGGAAGCGGCGAGGGCGCGAGCCGGGCGGAAGCGCUGCCGACGUCACGGCCGCUGUGCCCGGAGGAGGAGGAAGCGGUUGCUAUGGCGGGAGCCCCGCGUGGCGACGCCCUGGCCCCGCGCGCACGCGCGGGCGGGGAGGGGGCACCCGCAGCCCAUACACACGGCCCCCUCCUGCCGCCCGGCAGAACUGCCCAAUCACAGGGGAGCCGCCGGCUGAUUGACGCUUCGGCCGACCAAUGGCGGCGCCCUCUUAAAGAGGUCCCUUGGAAGGGCCAGAGAUGCCAGAUGUAUCCAGACUGUGAAUCUGCUGUUCUUGAGGCAGAGAGGAGCAGUGGCACACAACUGAGAACCAGAUGUCAAGGGGAGCAAGGUGUGUUGGAAAAGCUUGGAGGCCGUUUUGCUCUCGACCUGGUCAUCUGUCUGUUCUCCGGCCUCGGUUUGUCUACGGUCUGCUCUCUUGCCAGCCGAAUCUGCUCAGAUUUCAUCGUAGAGUUUGUGCCCACUGACGAACAAAGGGGGAGUCCUGUCUACAGCCAGUCGCAGACAGCCCCGUUAACCAUGCUGAGAGCGUGAGGAAGCUCUGGCUCACCUGGAGCCUGUGAGAUAUUGGCCAAGGAGCAGUGGCCACCCCCAUGGCAUCUUGGCAGAGAUGAAUCAGCAAACUAAUGCCCUCAGCUCCUGGCUCUAGCAGAGUUUGAAGGGCCCAUCCUUGCAACUGCUCUCAAUUUGCUCCAUCUCCUCCAUUUUUGUUUAGACACCCCUUUUCUGUGGUGCCCUGUGCCUGACAGAAAUCUGAAAGGAACUGAGGGCUGAGGAGAAUAAAGCACUAGAAUUCACAACAGUCACAGCUCAUCAGAUCUACUCUCCCUUGUCCUAUGUUAGAGCCUCUUCAACAAAGGACCUGUCUGCCAACAGUAGCAAACGUACCUCAAAAAAGCAGCAGUAGCUGUAUAUUUACAACAGCCCUUCCCUGUAGAGCCUCCAACCAGUGGAUGUAAGCUGUGUGACUAUGCCCCAAAGACUGGCUCCUUCCUCUCCUUGCCUUGCUGGCUGGAGAUGAUGAGUGAGUGUCACACUUGGCUGUAGCCAAGAGGAAAUACACAGCUCAGUGCUGUGGGAAUUUUUAUUGCAACUUACUGUGCUCUGAAAAUUGUCUGGUGCAAACCUAGGCUUGUUUUUCUCUGUUCCUUUUGCUUCUUGCUUGGAGUCCUGCAGGUUGUCUUGGGAGGUGGGUUGCCUGCAAGUUUCAUUAUGCUGACCACUGAUGGGCAGUCAUAAUACAGGGGAAGUGGGGCCAGAGCUAAUCAGAAAAGCUAGGUUAGUCUAGAAAGUGUGAUUUUCGAGGGAAGAUGGAGGGAACUGGAAGGCUGUUUAAUUCAAGGAAGAGAGGACUUCAGAGGUUAUAACAAUCUCCAAAAAUCUGUGAAGUCAGCUGUGGAAUAAUAAUGUGUUCUUGUGUUCCUGCUAGCUCUUAGUAUUAGAUUAUAGCAAGGGACAUCAGAGUUUGAAAUCAGAAAAAUGUUUCCAAGGAUGAGGAUAGCAAACCAGAAGACCAAGUUCCUUGGGAAAGAAAUUAGUGUCCUUUCUUAGAGAUUCUUAAAAAGCAGCAUCAAAUAUGGUGUAACUCCUAUCCAUGUCCUCAGCUGGUCUGUCAGAGCAAAGGACGUUCUCAACAAAUAUUCCUGUAGUAUACAAAGAGAAGAGUUGAAGCACACCUCAAGAGACUUGCCAGGCAAGUUUUUUCUCCAGGAAACCAAGGACACAGCUCUGGCACUUUUCAGUUUGACGUGGCUUCCUUCUGCUUUUGGUUGGAGUUAGCUGUCUGGAAAUACUAUCCUAAUCCUGGAGACAAGCCUGUUCUGCAACACAGAAUCUGGUUGCAGAUUCACCCUUUUCUGGUCACGAUCAUCUCUGGCUGCACAGGGCAGUAGCAUUACAUCAAGCAUGAUCUCCCCAAGCUAGAAAUAGAAAAUUGUAGCAGUCCUAAGUACAGCUUGGCCAUGUAUGUCCCUGUUUGAAAUAAGAGACUGCAGCAGCUCUAGGGAGUUUGUAGGAGGCCCCCAGGGUAUUGUUUUUUUCUUGGGAGUGCUGAGUUAGGCAGGAUUGCCAAGCAAGGCAGAAGCUUUGUGCUGUCUGACAUGCUGUGAGCUCCAUCUUGCUGAAAAGCAAACCAGUUGAACUGAACAGCCACCUCAGAGAGAGACAUCAUCUGCAAAACACUCCCUCUUGGUGAGCUCCCUGCUCUGGGUGCAGAACCUGAUUCUCACUCCAGCAUGCGGGAAUUUUAAGUGGAGUGUGAACUCAUGCUGGUGCCAAAUGAAGUGUCCUCUCUUUCUCCUGAACCAUGUAAGGGAUCUUUAACAUUAAUGAAUUGUCUUCAGUGCUGCAGCAGCUGUGAAAUGAGUUCCACUUUUAGCUGAAACAGGCUGCAUUUUGACAGAAGAAUUUUUCCUCUCCAGAUUUUCACUAGAAAUUUAUAUCUAAAGAAUAUAUAUCUUGUAUAUCAUUGACCAUCAGAACAGCUUCUUAGCCUGAAGGAAUCCUGGUUUGCAACACAACUGUGUCACAGGACCAAAACUCUGGGUGAAGAAGGCAUGUCCUGGAAAGCUGUCUAACCUGUGAGGGUGCAUCAAAGCAGCAAGACUCCUGCAAUAGUAAACCUAGCGCAGGUCAGGGGAAAUGUUUCAAGUCAGGGUGAAUUUGGGGACAUAUAUUGGAAGACCAGCAUAUGCUGGUAUGAAUCUGUGUGUGAAUAUCCAGAGGCAAAAAAGGCAGGGCUCUUCUAGAGUGGAAGAACUCGCUUCAUCAUUUAUUUACACACUCUAACACUUGCAUUUUCAUGAGGCUUGGAUAUCUCAUGUAUUUGCCAGAACAAACACAGGAGGGGACUCUUCUAAGCUCUCGAUAGAAUAAUUAAGGAGCUUCAUGUCUACUUGUGAUUUUCCACUUUUUUGAGUUUACUUUGAAAUGUGAACAUAAAAUCUGGCACUAUGUGAAUUUGUGAUGGUUUUGGGAGCACUGCUUCUCCAUAAAACAAUGUCUUGAUCCUAUCCAAGCACAGAUGUUUGUCUGUGACAGCUGUAGUAUCAAUGAUAUAUGCUUGUUGUUGAGCUAUCCAAGUCAUACUUUAAUGGAAAUUCUUUAAAGAAGUUGCAAAUAGUUCAUUUUAGUAGACUGAUUCAGCAAACAUUGCGUAAACUCUUUGGAAUAGAGUCUGAAUUACACAAAUAAGAGAGUUAUGUGUGAAGGUGAAAUGGAAAGCAGUAUUUUUUUAUGGCAUAUUGCAGUGGCUACCAAGCCUUAUGGUUUUGUCAGCAGUCUCAGGAUGUUGUAUAUAUUUUUUUCUUAAAAUCCCAGCUGCUGGAAGGAAGAUAUUGAAUAAGAAACUCCAUUUUAUCAUUUUAAAAAAGUAAGUUUCUAACCUUCAUGGUUGCAUAGAAAAGCAUGAAAACAUGAGCUGAAUGUUCCAGACAGGAUGUUGAAAUCAAACCCAAACACAAUGGAAACCUUGUUCAUAGCUUUAUACUCCAGACAGCAAGUAAACAGGCUUAGAUUGGCUUAGAAAUUUUGCAGUUUGGAAAUGUAUCAAUGUCUGACUUUUGGGAUCUGACUGCUGGCAUGACGGCACAUGUGAUUUUGGAAUCAGAAUUUAGCCUCUUUUGUUAUACCAGGUUGACAAAAUUAUAAAUUAAUAAAAUGUUAAUAUUUCUGCCAAAUAAAAGAUUUUUAAAAAAUA
Pipra filicauda (Wire-tailed manakin) is the source of this 3982-nucleotide messenger RNA. RefSeq lists its product as uncharacterized. The transcript is spliced from 4 exons. Lineage: Eukaryota; Metazoa; Chordata; Aves; Passeriformes; Pipridae. The coding region runs from base 142 to 819 and encodes 225 amino acids. The record is from RefSeq and is a predicted model, not a curated record.